AUGCCCGAACCACCGAUGGACCGUGCCGGUUCUCCCCACGGCUCCGAAUACUCCCAACACUCCCGUCACACAAUGGAAGGCGUCCCGCGUUCCUACCCUUCACCCAGUGCCAUGGUCGGCGCUCCGAUGCAGAUGCAGAUGCCUGUCUCCCACAUGGGACCCGGCCCUGUAAUCCUGCCCGGAAUCCCUCAGCAUGAUAUGUCUCAGGGCAUGCCUCAAUACAGGGCACCCGAGCAGCAGGCACCUCAGCAGCCCACCAAGGCUUAUCCGUGCAGCACAUGCGGCAAGGGCUUUGCCCGCCGAAGUGAUCUUGCCCGUCACGAACGCAUCCACAGUGGAAUCCGCCCUCACGUUUGCGACUUCCCCAAUUGCGGAAAGCAGUUCAUCCAGCGAUCUGCUCUCACUGUCCAUCAGCGAGUCCACACCGGAGAGAAGCCUCACAUGUGUGAGCGCUGUGGCAAGCCUUUCAGCGACAGCAGUUCUCUGGCCCGCCACCGUCGUAUCCACUCCGGCAAGCGUCCGUACAAGUGCCCGUAUGCCGAUUGUCAGAAGACGUUCACUCGCCGUACCACCCUGACCAGACAUCAAAACCACCACACUGGUACAGUAGAGGAGGCCGCUGCGGCUACCGCUGCUGCUCUGGCGGCUCGUGGAGCCACUGGCAAGCCGAACACGACUCGUUCUGACGGCGAUGCCAUGUCCAACCGUGGAUCGCCUCUUACCACGCCUUCGCCUGGCCAGCGCACCCUUUCGAUGUCCCCCAGUGCCGACAGCAUGCACCGUGCCAACUCCGAGUUCCAGUACAUGGGCAAUAGCUCACUCCCGGUUCACCUUCAGCGAGACAUGCAUGUUGGCAGCCCGGCAUCGACAUCUUCUGGAGGUUACAACACUGGUAUGCGACCUACCUCGCACCCCACCAGCUAUGGACCGCCUCCGACACUCGAGCCCAGCGUCGAGCAGCACUCUGGCCCCGGCAGUGCUGGCGGUAGCCCUCACAUGGGUUCCGUCGGAUGGCAGUCUCCAUCGCACGUGCCGUCGCCCUCGCACAGCAGCAACGGUGGUGGCUACACCUACCCUGAUCCCGAUGCCUACCCCUCUGCGCCUUCGCUUGGUGGUCAGAUGUUUUACGGCAACCCAGCUCAGGUCCGCCGCCCUCAGAGCACUGAGCCCCCUGCUGGAGCCUAUGAUAUUAAGGGCCGUCAAGGCGAGCUGUGGGCAGGUGCUCACUAG
Colletotrichum lupini is the source of this 1230-nucleotide messenger RNA. RefSeq lists its product as uncharacterized. Gene Ontology annotation, cellular component: transcription regulator complex; PcG protein complex. Gene Ontology annotation, biological process: regulation of transcription by RNA polymerase II. The transcript has 3 exons. NCBI's taxonomy places the organism in Eukaryota, Fungi, Ascomycota, Sordariomycetes, Glomerellales, Glomerellaceae. Bases 1 to 1230 code for a protein of 409 amino acids. Gene Ontology annotation, molecular function: DNA-binding transcription factor activity, RNA polymerase II-specific; RNA polymerase II cis-regulatory region sequence-specific DNA binding. The record is from RefSeq and is a predicted model, not a curated record.